ACAUUACAUUGUUUACAUCCUGUAACGUUAGUUGUGUAUUAACUUUUAGGUGUAUGCAAUAUGAAUGGGAACAUAGCAUCACAGAGUAUAGUGACAAUAACAAGCACGACUGAUGAAAAUUAUUCCUCUUCCGACGUAGAUUGCCUGGUUAAAUCAUGGAUGAUAGAUUAUUUGUUUCUCUCCAUAACUCGUCAUUUCAAAGAGAAGAACUCCGAAGAGUUCGUGAGAGAAGUGCGGUCAUUCGAAGCUAUGAUCGACGGGCUCGAAUUGGAGGACCAUCAGAUGAAGAAAAAGUUAGUCUGUGGUUUUCUUGCAAGGGUCAUGGACGCAAAAAACUUGGAUGUCAGAUACACCCAUGACGAAGUAGUCACACCACUGAUGUCAGCGGUAACAGUUUGGAACGCCAUGGACGAAGUUGUGGCAGAUGCUAAUCUUCAUCAGACCGUCAAACGUCUGCUCUUCGUUCAGUCAGUCGGCGUGUGUUUGGAGAAGGGAAUGCCGUCAAUAGCCAAGAAUGCGCUGCAGUGGCUCGAGCGAGAAUGUGGUCUUCCUGAGAAAUUACAAAUGAAACUCGCCUCUAUAGUAAGUGCUAAGAACACUGAUGAUCCGUACCUCACCAGCUUCAGUUUUGCCCGCCUGUUGGAUAAAAUACAAUCAUUCCUUGACGCUAUUCUUGAAGAAAACCCAUCAAACUUUCUGCUGCAGGCAGGCUCCAAGGUGGUGCAUGCCCGACAGGAUAAAGACAAAUCACAGGUCCAAACCCAAGAGCUGGAGGAGAGUGCAUGUACAGAGCAAUCCACAGACCAGCCAACACAGAAUGGAGAUCUUUCCUUGCAUUCAAAGCUCAGUAUGAGACCUAAGAAGAGACUGCUUGCGAAGCGUACUCCUCAGCCCUGGAUACCUGACUCUGCCAAGAAGCCCUCAGUGGUGAACUACAAGGAAUCCAAAAUAAAAGUUAGCCGGCUGUCCGGCAGAUACACACAAACGGCAGACAUGGACACCUCGGUGCUGAGAACCAAGAGGAUGUGGAUGAGUGACGAGGACAGAUGUCUGAAAGCCGGAGUGCGGCAAUACGGAGAGGGGAAGUGGACGAAGAUCCUGCAGGAGUACGACUUUGGCAAACGCACCGCCAUCAUGCUCAAAGACCGAUGGCGGACACUUAAGAGACUUCACCUGGUCUAGCGAACUAUUGACAGCCACUGUAGCAAUGGUGUCCUUUUUUUUUUAAUUAAGAUACGUAAGAUGUUAAGUUUAAGUUACAUGAACAACUAAAUGGUAUUUAUUUUUCUAGAAUAUUUCGCAUUCAACUUGACUGCAGGUAGAUGCUACCAGUGAAAUUGAAUGAAAUAAUGGGGGGAGGCCUCUGUAAAACAGAUCAGCUCGAAUUGCAUAAUUAUAUUUGCAAAUAAAAUGUAAUAUUCAAACAAUAA
Clupea harengus (Atlantic herring) is the source of this 1430-nucleotide messenger RNA. RefSeq names its product telomeric repeat binding factor (NIMA-interacting) 1 (gene terf1). Gene Ontology annotation, cellular component: nucleus; nuclear telomere cap complex; chromosome, telomeric region. Gene Ontology annotation, biological process: negative regulation of telomeric D-loop disassembly; telomere maintenance via telomerase; negative regulation of DNA replication. Gene Ontology annotation, molecular function: G-rich strand telomeric DNA binding; DNA binding, bending; telomerase activity. The record is from RefSeq and is a predicted model, not a curated record. NCBI's taxonomy places the organism in Eukaryota, Metazoa, Chordata, Actinopteri, Clupeiformes, Clupeidae.